UGUACAAAAUCAAUAAAACAUAUUUUUAAAAAAUCUAUGAUGUUAACACCUUCAGCAAAUUUGACAUAUGAAGUUUUGAAGCUUGCUGUCAAUACAACAAAAUAGCAUACGUAUCAAACCGCAUAUAUAUCCACAGAUGUGUAACUCCAUCUAUUGAAAAAAAUCCAAAUUAUUAACCGGUGUCCCUGGCAUAUGACUUUCUCAUGACCUAACCUGACCAGAACGUCCUUGCGACGAUGCUCACCUUCGCAUGCCCCUUAGUGAGAAGGUCCGAUGGCCCUGCAGGCAAGGAGUGUGUGUGAGGAUGGCCCCAGGGGGGUGUAGACCAGGGGGGUGUAGACCAGGUGUUAGAGCUGGAACCUGAGGGCAAGGAUACCACCGGGACCGUCCCAGGCUGAGUUUAUCCCAUCACAGGCUUUAAUUUCAUCUUGGACCCCAGGCCCUAUAAAAGGCAGGAGCCUUGGGCAGCUCAGCGUUGGGCCAGGAUCACCCAGUGUGAACGUCUGUGUCCGUGAGAAGCCUCAGCACACACUUCAAUCUCCACCCCUUGGGAAGCACAUCAGAGCCACCAGCGCUGACAGCCAAGCACCCCAGCAGCUCAGCGUCGGGCCAGCAUCACCCAGCGUGAACGUCUGUGUCCGAGAGGGGGUUUUAAUCUCAUCUCGGACCGAGGGCCGAUAAAAGGCAGGAGCCUUGGGAAGCACAUCAGAGGCACCAGCGCUGACAGCCAAGCCCCACAGCAGCUCAGCGUUGGGCCAGGGUCACCCAGCGUGAACGUCUGUGUCCGUGAGGAGAAUGGCAUCUCAAGACGAACCCGCCAGGAACGGUCCCCGGGCAGGAAAUUUCAGGCUCAGAUUUCGCGGAGGACCGGUCAACCAGGAGGGGGAGGAGGUGGAGGAGGUCGCCUUCCUCCCUGGGCCCAUCUCAUUGCACCACGGCAGCCACCUGCAUGGCGUGGCGGAGCUUCAGGGCAUCAUUUGGUCUUUCUGCUCGUGGCUGCAGCCAGACACCCAGAGUAAGCAGGAGAUGAUUUUCCAACUGUCAGUGGAGCAGUUCCUGCUCAACAGGCCCAGCAGCGAGAGGGCCGCAUGGCAGGAGAAGUGGGAGUCGAGCGGCAGGGACAUGGCCGUGUUCAUGGAGCACCUGCGGGGUGAGGUCCUGAGGCCCCCGAGCAUGAUACAUGUCAGCCUGGAGGGGCGGGAAGCCCUGUUCUCAGAGAACAUGCCCUUAGGAGAGGUCCUGGCCAUCCUCCAGGAGCAGCGUUCAGCAGCAGCCCCCAUGGCGCUCACCCCGGGGACACCCUCCCCGACGUCCCCAGAGACACCCCGACCAGCAGCACCAGAUGAAGAUGCAGAGGACGCUGGCGACAGUCUUUCCAGUCCAGACGACCACCCCCCCUUUACGCUCCUCCUGGCGGAAGAGAGCCCUCAGGUCCCCGCAGAGCGCGCGGCGUCGGGGGAGAGUCCACGCAGCUCCGGUUCAGCAAGUCCGGGCGCCCCCACCGCCCAGGAAGAGCCCCCCCGAGAGGAGGCGCCCCGGGAGGCGGGGGGCGCCCGGAAGCGGUACCGGUGCGACCGGUGCCCCCGGGUCUUCGAGUUCCUCUGUCGGUUCCAGCUGCACCGGAGGAGGCACGACAACGAGCGGCCCUUCGCGUGCGCCACGUGCGCCAAACGCUUCUUCCAGGCCUCGGACCUGCGCGUGCACGAGCGCAUCCACGCGGAGGCGAGGCCCUUCCGCUGCGGCCGCUGCGACCGCGCCUUCAGCCACCCGACCAACCUGCGGGCGCACGAGCGCAUCCACACGGGCGCCAAGCCCUACGCGUGCGCCCAGUGCGCGAGGACCUACCGCCAGUCCUCCACCUACCACCGCCACCUGCGGAUGCACCAGAGGAAGGCCUCGGAAUCUGGGGACUCCACACCCCGGGCCUCCACAUCCAGGGACUCCACGGCCCCGGCCUCCACAUCCAGGGACUCCACACCCCUGGCCUCCACAUCCAGGGACUCCACACCCCUGGCCUCCAUGCCCCGGGCCUCCACAUCCAGGCAUUCCAUGCGCGGAGCUUUCUCCCUGUAAUGUGUGUGUGUAGAUAGAUUUAUUUUAUUUUAUUUAAUAUUUUUAUUGAUUUCAGGGAGGAAGGGAGAGGGAGAGAGAGAAACGUCAAUGACGAGAAAGAGUCAUUGAUCACCUGCCUCCUGCAUGGCCCUCCACGGGGGAUGAGGCCCCCCCCCCCCCCCCCCCCGGAAUGUGCCCGAGAAAGUGGCUGACACGUUUCCAAUGACCAAUAAAGUUGUUGAAUAAAUAAAAGGGUAUUGUUUAUUCCUUAAAAUCCAGAGAUGGCCUGAGGUGGUGUGGAAGGCGGCUCCCAGGUGGCUAGGGAUAUGGGCUGCGGGAGGUGCAGCAAGGAAACAAAGCUUGAGCAGGUGCAUGUAAUUGAGUAGAUUCAAAACCCAGGAGAACAUUGUAAACAUCUUGGCCACACCCUUACUUUGCCUCGUGGAAUCUGGCUAUCAAAUAAAGACUCGGUUUGCAGGCUGUGGUGCUGCCUAUCUUCUUUAACCCUUCACUGCCCCCCCCCCUCCCCGCCCUCCAACCCCUCAGGCUCACCCACGGCUGUGCUGGCCCCGCCCAAGGUAGGACUACAACUAGGCCCAACCCCAGGACAUAAACCCUACCUGUGACCCCAUCCUCUGUCCACAUCCUUCUUUUACUUAUUUAUUAGAGGACUGGUGCAUGAAAUUCAUACACAGGUAGGGUCCCUAGGCCUGGCUGGUGAUCAGGGCCAAUCUGUUGGGCGAUUAAUCGCUGUCCCCCUCAACUGCACCCACCUAGGCUGGCCUGGGGCCUGCAGGCUGAGGGCAGCUCAUGCAUUGAGUGUCUGCCCCCUGGUGGUCAGUGCACGUCUUAGCAACUGGUCAUGCUGCCUUUUAGUUGACUUGCAUA
This is a messenger RNA of Myotis myotis, 2940 nucleotides long. Its product is annotated as zinc finger and SCAN domain-containing protein 4-like. The record is from RefSeq and is a predicted model, not a curated record. Gene Ontology annotation, cellular component: nucleus. Lineage: Eukaryota; Metazoa; Chordata; Mammalia; Chiroptera; Vespertilionidae. Gene Ontology annotation, biological process: regulation of transcription by RNA polymerase II. The coding region runs from base 796 to 2073 and encodes 425 amino acids. The transcript is spliced from 6 exons. Gene Ontology annotation, molecular function: DNA-binding transcription factor activity, RNA polymerase II-specific; RNA polymerase II transcription regulatory region sequence-specific DNA binding.